AUGGAUCUGGAGGCUGCUGAUCCAGAGGAAGAUGAGUUUUAUAGGCUCAUGCGAGAAAGGCCUUUACCGGCCGAUUAUGGUUCUGACGGGGAGAGCUUCCGAGAGAGUGAUGAAGACGAGGAUGAGUCCCUAGCGCAGCCUCGUCAUGGCAUUCACGGCAAAUUCAAGCGCGAGAAAUCUUCAUCUCCGUCAAAAUAUCUAUUGAAACGUCCUGUUCGGACAGCUUCGCAGGGAACGGUAUAUGUUCUUGACCGCGGCCUUGACCCGAUUACUGGAGUUGAGCGCCCCAAUCGAUGGACUGGGCCUCCUACUUCAUAUCGCAGGAACAUUUCUGAUGCCCUGGAAGCUCAUGAAUCUCUCUCAGCCAAUCGAGCCCGAAACCUUGGGGCUCAUCUUUACAACGCCUUUGCCAUUAAAAACGGAACUCCUGAGACGGUUCAAAAUCCUGGAAAUGGCGAUUUGAAGGGUGAAUUCUACGUAUCUCGACCUUGGACCGCGUGGCCACAACUAGCGUCUCGAGUGCCACGCAUCCAACAGACCCUCAGAGGCUAUCUAGAUGACCCUGAGACAUUUCACAUGCAAUCAGAUCCACGCUCUAGCGCUGAUUUAGAAGAAUCAAUCAUGGCAACCAUGAUGAGAUCUGCGAAAGAAACCUUCAUGUCACGCCAGUGCGACCUUGAGGAAGUGAGGGUUACUCGUGUACGGCGGGGAGAGGAUCCUGACCAGAUGACGGAUACUCAAGAUGAGAAGACCGAUUUCGAUGGGAAAGAACAAACCCAAUCACGACGACCAGUUAUUCUUCAGCCCGUGAUUCAAGCCGAUGAUGAGAAGUCUCGGCGUCAAUUGCGGCCCAUGGCGCGGAAUGUCAUCACAGAACUAGAUCGCCUUUUGAUGGGCCUCCACCAUUCCGUGAAGGGUCGAGUCAAUGAUGACGAAUCUGACAGUGCGCCAGCGAGUGAUUCAGGCGAUUCGGGAGACGACGAGUCUCGAUCUCGGUCUCGACGCAAUUAUGGAUCUAGGAGCCAGUCGCGUGGUCGUCGUCGUAAAAGAAUGCGACAACAGUCUCGUCAAUCGGAUGUAUCCAGCCAGCGCUCCCUUAGCCAACGGCAAUCAACCGGGACUAGUCUUCGAAACCAAAGCAUGCCUAGCGUCUCUCAAUCACGAGGUCGGUCGCGCACUUCCCGCAGCUCUCUGGGCACUGACGACCGUCCCACAAAUCGACACCGACGUGGUUUGCGUGACUGGAGCGAGGUGAUGGGCCUCGCUUCCAUGCUGGGUCUCCCGCCGGCCGCCGUCAUGCGAGCCUCAAAAAGAUGUGCCGAUCUCUUCGGGCAAGAUAUGACCUUCCAGACCCUGCUCGAGGGCCACAUUCAGAGGGUGUCUCCUCUCGAAGGCUCCUUUCACCAAUACGCCUACGUGGAAAGUGAGGGUGAACCCGAGGCAGCAAGCCCACCUCCAUCGACUCGACACAAGGCCAAGGCAUCGCGACAAAAUCCUCGAGCCCGUGGCGCUGACUCUCACCCCUCAAAUGCACUAGGUGCAUCAUCACAGACUGCUGAGUCCUCGCGAGCUCCCCGGGGCAAGGGAGAACAUCGGAAGGCCGAUCUCAUCUGCCCCCUCAAGAGAUGUCCUCGACACUUGGAUGGGUUUUCUCGCCGGUGGAAUCUCAAUUUGCAUCUGAAGCGCGUGCAUCCAUCGUAUACACCUGGGCAGAGCGACCGAUCUAGAUCUCAAAGUAUGGCUAGACCUGGACCAGGUGGUACGGAGGUGAUUGAAAUUGAUUAG
Penicillium macrosclerotiorum is the source of this 1785-nucleotide messenger RNA. RefSeq lists its product as uncharacterized. The coding region runs from base 1 to 1785 and encodes 594 amino acids. The transcript has a single exon. NCBI's taxonomy places the organism in Eukaryota, Fungi, Ascomycota, Eurotiomycetes, Eurotiales, Aspergillaceae. The record is from RefSeq and is a predicted model, not a curated record.